AUGGCCGAUCAUAUAGGUGGAUCAGGCUUGCCCGACGAGAACCGGGGGCCUGUGAUCCUCGCCGCGACGUCCAUUGUGACGAUAUCCGCUUUGCUGACUGUCCUGGCGCGCAUGUAUGUGCGCGUAUUCAUGAUUCGCAAUGUCGGCGCUGAUGAUUAUACGAUGGCCUUGACCAUGGUGCUGUCCCUUGCAGGCUGGGCCAUCAUCAUUCCUGAAGUCGUCUACGGUGCCGGGCGACAUACAGCCUACGUGAUGGACACGGCGGUCAAGGCGAACCAGCUGAAUUUUGCGACGCAGGGCAUAUAUAUGUGGGCGAUUGGGUUGGUUAAGGUGUCUAUUGGGCUGUUUCUGCUGCGAUUUACGCCGAGGAGGGGCUAUAGGGUUUUCAUCUGGGCGAUUAUCGUGUUCAUGUCGUUAUAUACGACGAUUUGCUUCUUCACUCUCAUCUUUCAAUGCCAAAAUAUCCGGUCGAUAUGGGAUCCAAGCGUCACGUCAAAAUGUUUCAAUCCGACGCAGCUGUUGCAACUGAGCUACACAAACACCGCUCUGAAUAUCCUGACCGACCUGAUUUUCGCCAUACUGCCCGCUUUCAUGCUGCGGCAUCUCCAAGUCAACCGCCGCGUCAAGGCAUCCCUAGUCUGCAUCCUGGGACUGGGAAUAUUUGCCUGCGCUGCGGCGUUCGUCAAACUAUCCAUCCUUCCCAACUACGGCCGCACCGGUGACUUCCUCUGGGACUAUACCGAUCUCACCAUCUGGGUUGUCGUCGAAUGCAACACAGGUAUCAUCGCCGGCAGCCUCCCCACCCUGAAACCCCUCUUCAAACAAGUCCUGGGAAGCUACGGCUCGCAAGGCUCCCACUCCCACUCCCACUACCACUCCCACUCCCGCUCCCGCUCCCGCACGAGAAACUACUCACGCGGCACGCGGCACAAACUGCGCUCCCUGUCGCGGCAGCACAAGUCCAAGGCGCAGACGCUGGGUAGCGGCAAUUCCGACGUUGAGGCCAAGACGCAGAGGAUCGGGGAGCUGACGUACCAGUCUGGGUAUGAGACUACGAGUCAUACGUACCCCAGUGGCGAGGGGAGGAACUCGAGUGAUGAGCGUAUCCUGCCGUCUGGAGAGGAGGGGAUCGUCUGCGUGACCGAGGUUCGGGUGUCGCAUUCGUAG
Aspergillus lentulus is the source of this 1167-nucleotide messenger RNA. The record is from RefSeq and is a predicted model, not a curated record. NCBI's taxonomy places the organism in Eukaryota, Fungi, Ascomycota, Eurotiomycetes, Eurotiales, Aspergillaceae.